This is a messenger RNA of Cheilinus undulatus (humphead wrasse), 3810 nucleotides long. Its product is annotated as ral GTPase-activating protein subunit beta-like. The record is from RefSeq and is a predicted model, not a curated record. Gene Ontology annotation, molecular function: GTPase activator activity. The transcript has 26 exons. Lineage: Eukaryota; Metazoa; Chordata; Actinopteri; Labriformes; Labridae. Gene Ontology annotation, biological process: activation of GTPase activity. The coding region runs from base 1 to 3810 and encodes 1269 amino acids.
AUGGACCAAUCACUGCCCACUGGGCGGGGCCAUGUCAGUGUGCUCAGUUGUUUCCCUCCUAAUGUGGGCAGAGAUGUUGCUGUAGCUUUGGUGAAGCCCCUGAGAGCUGGACUAGGAAACCCCGACACCCGCAGCCUGCUGUGUACGGACCAACAGGUCAAAUGGACGAUGGAGGUGUUGUGUUACGGUCUGACUCUGCCAUUGGAUGGUGACACGGUCAAACACUGUGUGGACAUCUACACUGAUUGGCUGAUGGCACCGGUUUCCAAAAGGGACUCCAUCCCUCCACCAAUCAGCAGAGAGCCUGACCUUUAUGUCCAGAAGAUCCUCAGACACCUGUACAGCCUCUUCUUACCCAGGUCAGAUCAGGUGAACCCCCUCUACCUGUCUCUCUGUCAGCAGGUGCUGUGUGCAGUUCAAAUUUUGGCCAGAGAGAGCGCUGUAAUGAGCAGAGACACCUGGGAAAUGCUGCUACACUUCCUGCUCCGAAUCAAUAAUGCCAUGCUGGCUCCUCCCACCUCUGCAAGUGACCAGCUGUCUGACCUCUCCAUGGCGGUCCUCUUCGAGGUCUGGUUACUGUCCUGUGCUCGGUGUUUCCCGUCUCGCUCUCUGUGGCAGACAGGUAAACAAAUGUUGAGCAGCUGGAGACACCAGCCAGCCGCGAUGGAGCAGUGGAGCCGAGUUAGCUCCGCCCUCACCUCCAGGCUGUUGGCGCUCACAUUUGGGCCGUCCUUCCCUCAGUUUAAAGUCCCUGAUGAAGAUGUCGCUCUGAUUCCUGCAGACAUGGAAGAUGAACGAGUCUCUCACACCUGGUUCAGGUUCUUACACCUGCUCAGUAACCCUGUGGACAUCACACGGCCGGGGGUCGCUGCUCCGUCUCCGUCCUCCGUAGAAGAGGCCAUCAGAGGAGACUGUCAGCUGCCUCACGUCUUCUUCAGAGCCAUGAGAGCGGUCAGCACGCUGGUCGACGCCUUCCUGGGAUUAGCUGUGGUCAACAAAGAGCCGAUGGAGCAGCUGCAGUCACACACUGGACUGUCUUCAUGGACCAAUCUCAGAGACCGUCUGCCGUCUAUCGGUGUUACGGUGACAAAGAGCCCGUUCAGAGACCGCCUCCCCCCCUACGGUCUCUCCCGGCCUCGCUCUGGCAGUGCCCCGCCCACUCCUGUGAAUGUAUUGACCCUGCCAAGUGCCCCGCCCCCUAGCAGCUCCCCGCCUCCCCAUACCAGACGACUGAAAGCUGGGAACGUGUCCAAGGCAACCGGCAAAGCUCCAACGGUCUGUUCUCCCUCAUACUGUCCCCCUUUAAGCUCCUCCCCCCGCCCCUCCCCUUCCCCCCUCAGGUGUAAUGUGGACUCCCUCCUCCACCUGUUUGGUCGCUGGCUGUUCGAUGCUGCUCUAGUCAGCAGAGACCCAGACCAGAGUGAUGUCACUGUGAUGUCAGAGCGCUGGGCCGCGGGUCGGGCCGAGGCCCACGGGACGCUCUGCCGGAUCUUCACCUGUAAGAAGUCUUCAGAGGACAUCCUGCCGGUCUACCUGUCCAGGUUUUACCUGGUCCUCCUGCAGGCUCUCCAGGUGUCAGAGGAGCCGUGUCCUCCUGUUCUCGCCGCCAUCUUGCUGAACUCCACCAGUCUGUUCUGCUGUGAUCUGAGCGGAGUCAACCUGCUGCUACCUGCCUUCAUCUCAGCGCUGGAGAGCGUGCUGCUGGACAGGGAGCUGCUCAGUUUUAAGGCCUUUGUGAAUCCAGUGGAUUUAAGACGAGCUUCAAUCCUCAUCCUGUUGUCUCUGCUGCCCCUCCCACUGCAGUUUCCCUCCGUCCAAUCAAAGGUGAGCUCCCACACACCUUCAUCCAACAGGCGGCUCAGUGGUGAUGACAUCGCAGCAGGUAGCUUCCUGUCCAUGAAGCCCCGCCUACUCAGCGUUCUGCUGGGAGCUCUGCAGACAGAGACAGACACCCUCAACACCCAGACCAUCCUCUCGGCCAUGUUGAAUCUGGUCCAGGACUCGGCUCUGUUAGAAGCAGCAGGACAAACACAGAACACCGAGCGUCAUCGUGGAACCAGCAGCCCAAAUAAACGCGGCAGAGGAAACGUGCAGUCUGACUCGGCAGGAAUCCUCUGGGUUCAGUUUGUCCGCCUGCUGACUCAGCGUCUGUCGGCCCAGUGGAGGAACGACUCAGCUCUUUGUCUGUCUGUGCUGGAAGUACUGGGAGGACUGGCCAAGGUGGAGGUGACUGUGGAGGAGAACGAGCGGCGGCGAGCGCUCAGUUUGAUCUGUAGUUACAUCGUGUUUCAGUGCAGUCGUCCUGCUCCGCUUCACUCCAGAGACCUGCACUCCAUCAUCAUCGCCACGUUCUACUGUCUGAACGUCUGGAUAACACGACACCCGUCACUGCUCCAACACCAGGAGAGUCUGCUUGAGGUCCUGGAAAUCGUAGAGUUGGGGAUUUCAGGCAGUAAGUCGAGACAGGAGCAGGAAGUGAGGAGUAAAGAGGAGAAGGAUCUAAACCCGGUUUCUCUGAGAGUGAAGGAGGCAGCUGAGGCCACGCUGAGCUGUGUGAUGCAGGUUUCAGGAGCCUCCCCGUUCCCCGGGGCCCUGAUGGAUGAGGACGUUCUGAUUGGCUCCUCCCCCUGCGGUGACAGCAGCGUGAAGAAGUUUAGAUAUUUUGUGGUGGACGGCUCAGUGAUCCUUGCCGUGCUGGAACAACCACACAAACCUGGAACAGAGCCAUGUCCAUCCCUCACACUGUUGAUCAGAGGACCAUCAGGGUGUCACACCUGGACUCUACAGCACCACCUGCAGCCCAGACAAGGAAGGACACACACCCAGAGUUUAUUUGUGUUGUUUAAUUAUCCACAGCAACAUGCAGUAUCCCAAGAACAUGUCAGUACAGCCCAGGAGGAUGCUGGGAAAUCGUGUGAUGUCAAACAUCAGCUGUUAGCUGAAACCAUGGAGAACGUUUUCACCGUUAAAGCAGAUCUGAGCAUUCCAGAUCUGCAUGGGACCGUCAACAAGGAGCCAUCGGCGUGGUCGACCUGGAGACAGCGUUUCUCUCGUUACCGGAUAGUGACCAAACUCGACCAGGAAGAGGACGACAUUCAGGUGAACACGUUGUUGUAUGCUAUGGGCAAAGGCGCUGAGCCAAUAUUUAGCACUUUCACGCUCACUGAAGAGGACAAUGAGGACUAUAAUGGGGCAGUGAUAAAGAUGUUUGAUGAACAUUUUGUGCCUAAAAGAAACAUUAUACACGAGCGUGCCUGUUUCCAUAGACGCUCUCAGCGACAGGGGGAGAGCGUGGAGCCGUUCAUGAGACAUCUUUAUGAACUGGCAGAGCAUUGUGAGUUUGGAGCUGCAAAAGAAAAGCAGAUAAGAGAUCGCAUUGUCAUAGGAAUCACAGACAAUGACGUGUCGCAAAAAUUACAACUGGAACCGGACUUAACCCUGGAAAAAGCCGUCAGUAUUGCCCGCCAGUCUGAGUUAAUAAAGGUCCAAAACGCCAGCGCCAGGUCCACGGAAAGUGAAGUUGAGGAAGAGCUAAAAUGGAUGCAGUCUUUAGGCAUCAUUGAGGAGGUUAAUGAAGCUACAGAUUGCCCCCCAAACAAUCCAAUAACCUCCAACCCUUCCUCUCGUCUCUCUCCAGGUUUCCUGGUCAGAGAAACGGCGAUCAACUGUUGCCAAAGACAAAGGUUAGAGAGUGACUCCGCCCCUCCGCCACGUGUCCGAAGGAAGCAGAUGAUCAAUGACAUCAUCAUCCGUUACCGUCACCGUUGCCCUGAACCUGCCUUCUACUCCACGCUGUUCAACACCCCCUGA